Nycticebus coucang (slow loris) is the source of this 3795-nucleotide messenger RNA. It is a transcript of the gene CCAR2, whose product is annotated as cell cycle and apoptosis regulator 2. The transcript has 21 exons. The coding region runs from base 243 to 2999 and encodes 918 amino acids. Gene Ontology annotation, cellular component: DBIRD complex; nucleus. The record is from RefSeq and is a predicted model, not a curated record. Gene Ontology annotation, molecular function: RNA polymerase II complex binding. Gene Ontology annotation, biological process: RNA splicing; regulation of DNA-templated transcription. NCBI's taxonomy places the organism in Eukaryota, Metazoa, Chordata, Mammalia, Primates, Lorisidae.
UCCGUUCCCCACUUGCAGCGGGAUGGCAGGCCGGCGUGGGGGAAGGGAGAGGUCGGUGGAAACGAGGGAGGGACCAUAUCCGGGAGACUGGCAGCUUCCGACCAGUGGUCGCGCUUCCGGAGAGGUGCUUCCGGUGGCGGCGACAGUAGCGGCUGUGGUGGUUCCGGGUGUCUUUGUCCCCCCGGUGUCGCGGCCCUGGCCCGCAGGUUUUUCCAAGACUCUGAAAGAGGACAGCAUUCCCAAUGUCCCAGUUUAAGCGCCAGCGGAUCAACCCGCUUCCAGGGGGACGCAACUUCUCAGGCACAGCUUCCACAUCUCUUCUGGGCCCUCCUCCUGGUUUGCUAACUCCUCCUGUGGCCACAGACCUGUCCCAAAAUGCCAGGCACCUUCAGGGUGGGGAGAAGCAGCGUGUCUUCACGGGCAUCGUUACCAGCUUGCACGACUACUUCGGGGUGGUAGAUGAAGAGGUCUUUUUCCAGCUGAGUGUGGUGAAGGGCCGGCUGCCCCAGCUGGGUGAGAAGGUGCUGGUGAAGGCUGCAUACAACCCAGGCCAGGCAGUGCCCUGGAAUGCUGUCAAGGUGCAAACGCUCUCCAACCAGCCCCUACUGAAGUCCCCAGCACCUCCCCUUCUGCAUGUGGCAGCCCUGGGCCAGAAGCAAGGGAUCCUGGGAGCUCAGCCUCAGUUGAUCUUCCAGCCUCACCGGAUUCCCCCACUCUUUCCUCAGAAGCCUCUGAGUCUCUUCCAAACUUCCCACACGCUUCACCUGAGCCACCUGAACAGAUUUCCUGCUCGGGGCCCUCAUGGACGAUUGGAUCAGGGCCGAAGUGAUGACUAUGACUCCAAGAAACGCAAACAGCGGGCUGGCGGAGAGCCUUGGGGUGCUAAGAAGCCAAGGCAUGACCUGCCUCCUUACCGCGUCCAUCUCACUCCCUACACUGUGGACAGCCCCAUCUGUGACUUCCUAGAACUCCAGCGCCGCUACCGUAGCCUCCUGGUUCCCUCAGAUGUUCUCUGUGUGCACCUGAGCUGGCUGUCAGCCUUCCCUCUGAGCCAGCCCUUCUCCCUCCAUCAUCCAAGCCGGAUCCAGGUCUCUCGUGAGAAGGAGGCAGCUCCGGACACUGGUGCUGAGCCCAUCCCUGCAGACAGUGACCCUGCUUACAGCUCCAAGGUACUGCUGCUCUCUUCCCCAGGCUUGGAGGAAUUGUACCGUUGUUGCAUGCUCUUUGUGGAUGACAUGACUGAGCCAAGGGAGGCGCCAGAACACCCUCUGAAGCAGCUUAAGUUUUUGCUGGGACGGAAAGAAGAAGAGGCAGUGCUGGUUGGAGGUGAAUGGUCUCCUUCCAUGGAUGGCCUUGACCCCCAGGGCGACCCACAGGUGCUGGUGCGCACUGCCAUCCGCUGUGCGCAGGCCCAGACUGGCAUUGACUUGAGCACCUGCACCAAGUGGUGGCGCUUUGCUGAGUUUCAGUACCUGCAGCCAGGACCUCCACGGCGGCUACAGACAGUGGUGGUAUACCUGCCAGAUAUCUGGACCAUCAUGCCUACUUUGGAAGAGUGGGAGGCCCUGUGCCAGCAGAAAGCUGCAGAGCCAGCUCCCCCACCCCAGGAAGGCUCAGGGGAAAUAGAGCCUGCUGAACAGACACCUGAUGCGGCCGAGCAAGCAGCAGAUGCUUCUAAAAGGAAUGCAGAGGCUCCAGAGGCCACCACACAGCAGGAAAUGGACACUGACCUUCCAGAGGCCCCUCCGCCCCCUCUGGAACCUGCUGUCAUUGCACGUCCUGCCUGUGUCAACCUCUCCCUCCAUGCGAUCGUGGAAGAUCGGAGGCCAAAAGAAAGAAUCUCUUUUGAGGUGGUAGUGUUGGCUGAGCUGUUUCUGGAGAUGCUCCAGAGGGAUUUUGGCUACAGGAUUUACAAGACGCUGUUGAGCCUUCCCGAGAAGGUUGUGUCCCCACCUGAACCUGAGAAGGAGGAGGUGGCCAAGGAAGAAGAAGCCAUCAAAGAGGAGGUGGCCAAGGAGUGCAAGGAUGAGGUACAGAGUGAGGGCACAGCUGCCGAGUCAGACACCCCACUGAAGGAGGAUGGGCUUUUGCCCAAAGCACCCUCUUCAGGGGGAGAGGAAGAAGAGAAACCCCGAGGCGAGGCUUCUGAGGACCUGUGUGAGAUGGCCCUGGACCCGGAACUGCUGCUUCUGAGGGACGAUGGGGAGGAGGAAUUCGCAGGAGCAAAGCUGGAGGAUUCUGAGGUCCGGUCCGUUGCCUCAAACCAGUCCGAGAUGGAAUUCUCUUCACUUCAGGACAUGCCCAAGGAGCUGGAUCCUUCUGCUGUGCUCUCCUUGGACUGUCUUCUUGCUUUUGUGUUCUUUGAUGCCAACUGGUGUGGCUACUUGCACCGGCGAGACUUGGAGAGAAUCCUCCUGACCCUCGGGAUCCGGCUCAGUGCAGAGCAGGCCAAGCAGCUGGUCAGCAGGGUGGUGACACAGAACAUCUGCCAGUACCGGAGCCUCCAGUACAGUCGCCAGGAGGGCCUAGAUGGCGGGUUGCCUGAAGAGGUGCUCUUUGGAAACCUGGACCUGUUGCCUCCUUCUGGGAAAAGUGCAAAGCCAGGUGCUGUCCCCACGGAACACAAGGCCCUAGUGCCCCACAAUGGCAGCCUGAUCAAUGUGGGCAGCCUGCUGCAGCGUGCCGAGCAGCAGGACAGUGGCCGGCUCUACCUGGAGAACAAGAUUCACACACUGGAACUGAAGCUGGAGGAGAGCCAUAACCGCUUCUCAGCCACGGAAGUAGCCAACAAGACACUGGCUGCAGAGAUGCAGGAGCUGCGCGCCCGGCUGGCCGAGGCCGAGGAGACGGCCCGGACGGCAGAACGACACAAGAACCAGCUCCAGCGGCUGCUGCAGGACUUCCGGAGGCGCCUGACACCCCUGCAGCUGGAGAUGCAGCGCAUGGUGGAAAAGGCUGACAGUUGGGUAGAGAAGGAGGAGCCCGCGCCGAGCAACUGAGGGGCCUGGCAAAGGAGCUGCCAUCCUGCAGGGGCAGUGAUGGUGCUUGAUGAAGUUGGAGCCCUUUUGGUACCAGAAAGCAGCUGGAGCAAGACCUGGGAGCCAUGGGCAGGGGUGGUUGACCCUGCGCUCAGCCUCUGGAGAGGUCGUCAAGCCAUCAGGGUGGGGGUCUGUGCGAUGUGGGACAGACACGUGAGGAACCUCAGUUCCACUUACAACUAAAUACAUCUUUUGCACCCCUAGAAUGUCCUAUUGCCCUCAACCUUGGAACUUCUCUUGGGGCCCUUUUAGUCUUGUGCUGACUUUCUCCUGUCCUCUUCCAGUUUAGAAUAAGACAGGGGAGGAAAAAGCUUUUCGAGUAUGUGACAAGACCUGAUGUCAAUAAACUGAAGAGACAUGUGGAGUCUGGCUGGGGCUAAGAAGCCCCUUCUUUGGACGGCACAAAUCUUAACUAGGUUCCAGGCAGGCUCCGGGGGAAGGGUCUCCCUUGGCCACCACAGGAGUGGAGUCUGUGCUGGGAAGCUCGGUGUUGGGCUGUGUUUGCCAAUAGAACACUGUGUUCCAGCCACCCUAGACUUGCUUCCAGCCACCCUAGACUUGCCAGAAGAAACCAGCACCUCUUUCCCCGGCUCCUGUGUUCAGAAUGUGGUAUUGGCUCUGGCCCAGCCUUCUCCCCUUAUACCCAUAAUUCUCACCUCUUUCCAUAAUCUGUGGUUUCAGUUUGACUUUGUAUAUAAAGUUGUUUUUUUUUCUUUUUGGCUUUUUGUUUUUUAAAUAAACCAAAGUCAAAAACAAA